Molecule: messenger RNA, 2277 nt
Organism: Tribolium madens (black flour beetle)
Lineage: Eukaryota; Metazoa; Arthropoda; Insecta; Coleoptera; Tenebrionidae
Gene: knk
Product: protein Skeletor, isoforms B/C
Exons: 7
Coding region: 125-2134 (669 amino acids)
Source: RefSeq, a predicted model, not a curated record
UGAAGAAAGUCGAACGUGGCCGAGGUCAGCAAGAGAUUGUAGAAAGUUAACAGCAGUUCGUGUAACUAUGUGGCUCCGUUAGUUACAAGAAAUUCGACAAAAUGAAACGGUGUUCGUACUGAAAAUGUUAUUACUCUUCGUUUUACUCUUGACAAGUUCAGGUUCAUGUCAAGACAGUGAAGGCCCCUACCGAGGCAAACAUAUCGGGAAACUAAAUUCGUACCACCAUGAAGUCGGGGGCGACGUGUACGCGGUGGACGACUACACCAUCUUAUUAACAUCGUUUAGUUAUGACGGAAACGGCGCUGAUACCUUCUUCUGGGCGGGGGCGUCCAACCGGCCGGGACCCCAAGGGUUCAUCGUACCGGACGAAUACGGAAAGACUAACGUUUUGGGGCGUUAUUUCCAAAAAGACUUCACCCUGACUCUCCCCGAUAACAAAAAAAUCACAGAUAUUAAAUGGUUUGCUAUUUACGACCUUUUGAGCCAAAAUACAUUUGGGGACAUUUACAUCCCGGAAGAAUUCGAGCCGCCAACCGUCCAAAAAAUACCUCAACUGGCUUCAAAAUCUCAUUCAGUGUCUUCGGGGGCCGUUGAAAUCAUUGACGCUAAAAGAAUCCGACUAAAUGACUUUCGCUAUAAUGGACAAGCCAAAAAUGCCCAUUUUUGGGUCGGAGUUGGUGCUCAACCUGUGUCCAAGGGGCAUAAAGUACCCGACGAAAACGGAUAUUUGGAUCCUCUGCGCGCCUAUAAAGGCGAGACUGUCACUCUUGAACUUCCCGGGGAUUUAACAAUAUUCAACAUCGCCUGGUUUAGUGUUUUUGAUCUUGAAACUAACGAAAAUUUAGGUUCGAUUAUUAUACCAGAUGGACUUAACGUCCCUCCGUCUCUAGUCAAAGUUAUUCCUUACGAACACCAUCUACCUAAUUGUUUGCAACUACAUAAAGAUUUUCAAGUCUCAUGGGACAUUUUUGGGCCCGCAAUUACCAUCCAAAUGGCCGGACAAGUCGAUGAAAAUUCCUACUUGGCAUUUGGUUUAUCUGGGUCAAGAGAAAAGAGUCAAAUGUUGGGUUCUGAUGUCACUGUAGCCUAUUUAGACGGUUAUAGAGGCUUCGCCACCGAUUAUAACAUCACAGCUUUAACUCCUUGUGUUAAAGUUUUAGGACAAUAUAAAGGUGUAUGUAAGGACGAUCUUGUAGGGGGCCAAGAGAGCAAUCAAAUGCACACAGCCACCCGAGAGAAUGGCAUCAAUAUUAUCACUUUUCGGCGCUCUCUUAUCUCACCCGACCCAGGCGACCAGGAAUACCCCACCGAGGGCUCAGUUUACAUAAUUUGGGCCAUGGGUCGCCUUGACCACAACAAGGAGCCCACUUUUCACGACAUUUACCCCAAGUCCAACAUCAGUAUAGAACUGCAACCCAAAGAACCUUCAUCAAAUUGCUUCUCCUUCACACGUUCGGAUACCCAACUUCGAGAGCCCUGGAUCAAAGGCCAGAUCUACGAUAAGACCAUCAGGACAUUUAAGGCCUAUUUGGGACCUUCGGGGGGCCGAAGAGGCUACCAAGGAACCACCGGACAAACGUCCACGACUCUAGCAUGGUACAUUAACGGAUUGUUAGCCCCCGAAUUGUGGCUGAGGCGAGGCUUGACUUAUGUUUUCCGCGUUUAUGGUGGAAAUAACCCCCACAGUGCUGAGUUUUAUCACCCUUUGAUUAUCACCGAUGAGCCUCAUGGAGGGUUUGACCGGUUAUCUGACGAGGCACAGGCCAAAAUAAGGGUUUUAGCAGGGGUGGAGUACUCGAGAAGAGGACGGCCAAGACCCACCACAGCGGGUCCGUUGUGUUUAGCCAAACAUCAAGAUGCGAAUGACCGUCGCCUCGAUGAUGACUUUCCCACUUUUAAGAAAUUCAACCGGUCUUUGGUCUAUUCUUGUCAGGAGGGCGAGCCGGGGGUUUUGGAAUUUACGCCAAACUCGUCAUGGCCCGAUAUUGUUUAUUACAAUUCGUUUACACAGUCGAACAUGGGAUGGAAAAUUCACAUAAUUGAUAGCUUUUCAUCGCGAUCGAAAGGAAUUUCUUUACGUGGAAACGUUUUUGUCUUAUUAUCAAUUUUGUUUGUUAAGCAAUUAGUGUAAUUGUUUAUUUAAACAAAGAUGCCAUAAACAGAUUUGUCUUAAAUUUUGGGUGAUUGUGUAAUUGACCAGGACUUAAUUAUUUAUUGUAAUUAACACGCCUGAACUGUAAUUUAUUUAUAAAUAAAGUGAUAUAAUGUACGUAA